Messenger RNA from Drosophila mojavensis, 5124 nucleotides. RefSeq names its product proton channel OtopLc (gene OtopLc). Gene Ontology annotation, cellular component: membrane. The coding region runs from base 532 to 5124 and encodes 1530 amino acids. Gene Ontology annotation, biological process: proton transmembrane transport. Gene Ontology annotation, molecular function: proton channel activity. The transcript has 7 exons. The record is from RefSeq and is a predicted model, not a curated record. NCBI's taxonomy places the organism in Eukaryota, Metazoa, Arthropoda, Insecta, Diptera, Drosophilidae.
UUUCAUUCUAGAAUUAAGUGCCGACACAGCAGGAAUCUAAAAUUUCGCAGCGUCAGGCGCGCUUCGUGUGCCUCCAAAACCCGGAACCGAAACGAAACGAAACGAGCCAAACCGAAACGUAGCAAAACGAAGCUAACGUGAAUGUGUAACGGUAUCGGGCAACGUUGAUUGCAAUGCAACAAAAACUCAAAAUCCAUUGAAAACUAUAGCAAUUGCAUUGAAAAGCAUUCCGAAAAGGAUACACAGGAUACACAAAAUGCGCGUUAGCUCCAUAAAGUGAAGUGAAAAGCGCCAACAGCAGCAGCAGCAACCAUAACAAAGGCCAACAGGCAAAACAGAACAAAGAGCAGGAAGAGUGGAGAGGAGAGGAGAGGAGAGGAGAGGAGCAGAGCAGAGCGGAGAAGGAGUGUGCUAAAGGCCAAACAAAAACAAUUCACAGCUCGUGUAAAGGAAUUCGCGUGAAGCCAAGUGGAGCGCGCAGAGGCAGAGAGGGAGAGGGGAUAUAUUCGAGCAGGAAGAGAGGAAUAGAGCAUGGAUAGCUCACCGGAUUUGUCGCUGUCGCUGAAAUUGCGACGCGGCUCCAGCGACUCGCGCGACAAUUUCUACAUGGACUUUGCGCAGGGCAUCGACUCGGACAUCGAGGAGGUGGACAACAGCAAUACAAAUCUGGACGAUGCUCUGGCCUCCGGCUCGGGCAUGCAGAUGGGUUUGCCACCGCCGCCGCUGCCGACAGUUCCGCUGAGCGAUGAGAUGAUGCUGAUGGUGGCACCGCCGCCGCCGUCGACGACGGGCGCACUGACGACGACGUCGAUGAUGACGACGAGCACUCUGCUGGGCCAGCCGUUGCCCACGCUGACCGAGACGGACGAUAUGCCGCCAACACCGACGCCGCCGCCACAGCAGCAGCUGAGUAUGGAGGCCAACUCGCCAUCGGGCUCGCCCAGCAAUUCGGUGCUCGAGCUGGAGCUGAUACCACCGCCGCCGCUGUCGCCCAUGGACGACGCCGGACUGCGCACCGACGACGACGACGGCGAGGAGACGGACGAUGCCGAGGAGGCGAUCAUUGAGCCGCCAGCAAUGAUGCAACAGCAGCAGCAACUGGAACUGGAGACUGAUGCCGAUGCCGAUGAGGAUGAGGACGAUGAUGAUGAGGACGAGGAUGAUGACAAGUCCACACCGCCACCGCCGCUGCCCCCGUUGCCCUCGAAUCUGUCGUAUGUACAGGGCAGCGUCACACCCCCAUUGACCAAAUCACCAUCGACCUCGCCCUCGCCACCAGCCACGCCGCCUCCGCUGCCGGAGCUCAACAUAUGCAAGAUGGUGUCGCCGCCGGCGCAGCACGUCAGCCAGAUACCGCCUCUGACUCCCUCGUCCGAGAGCGAGGAGGAGUCGCAGACGAACUCGCAACCCAUUUCCACCAGGCAGCCGGAGGAACAGCCGCAGCAAGAGCCGGAACCGGAACCAGUAGCCCAAACUGAUCGAGAGCCAGAGUGUGAGCCGGAGCCAGAGCCAGAGCCAGAACCGGAACCGGAGCGUGAACCCGAAGCUGAGCCAGAGCCAGAGCCCGAACCCGAGCCGGAGCACGAGCCCGAGCAGCAGCAAAUGAGCGGUGGCCAGCAGUUGGCUGCCGAGGAUUACAGUCGAUCUCUAGACAAUGAGGACGAGUCCACGACGAUCACAACGCCACCCAGCAAUGGCUACUCUGCAUCCUCGAUCAUUGCGCCACCGCCCGAGAACUUUGGUGAGCUGGACGAGGACAGUGUGGGGCGUGGCUUCAUACCGCCACCGCCAGCUGGUCUCGAGGACGCCAAUGAGCAGCAGGAGCAGCAGCAGCGGGAACAGCAGCAACAGGAGCAGGAGCAGCAGCAAGAGCAACAGUCGCAUUCGCUCGACGCCGACGACGAUGAGCUGACCAAAGUCGAAACCGACGAGCUGUCCAUGGACAAGAUGUCGCUUCAUGUGGCCGACGAGGAGGGCAACGGGGAGCCAGCCGCCGACAGCAUCAGCUCCCCCAGGGCCGCCAGCAUUGCCAGCGGCGGGCUGAUGUCCACCGGUGGUGCGAUUGCUGCCAUGGGCACCAUGGCCGGCGCUUUGCCCCCAUCGCCCAAGUCGGACGGACGCGUGCCCAGUCGCAGCGGCAGCCAGCGCUCCCAUGCCGGCUCGCACACCAGCUCCCAGCACGGCUCUCGCAUUGGCUCCCACGCGGGCUCCCACGCGGGCUCCCAUGCGGGCUCACGUGCUGGAUCGCGUGCUGGUUCGCGCACGGGCUCAAUAGCCUCGGCCGCGGCUGUCGGGCCCGUGCUGUCGCCUCAGGCGUCGCUCAAGUCGCAGGCUUCAGUCAAGUCGCAGGCAUCCAUCUCGGAACGGAGUCCCGCUCUGUCGGUCAGGUCAUCGCAGCGCAGCGGCGAGCGCGUUCAGAGCCCGCCCGUGGGCGAGAGUGCCCCGGCCAUGCCCUCGCCCCCAUUGAUGCGCAGCUCACCGCCGGAGCUGGCCAAGAGUCCACCGCGGCAAAUGCACAGUCCGCCGCGCAUCACCACGCCUCCGCGCGUCUGCAGCCCCCCGCUGGUCAGCAGCCCACCCAAGCUGGCCGAGACGGCAGCCGCUGCAGCCGCGGCCUCAAUGCCCAACGCCCUCAAGGAGCAAGUCAUCAGCAGCAGCAACAGCAGCAGCAGCAGCCGCAGGCUCUUCAAUCGCCCGGAUCCCACAUUCGCCACGCUCACCUUCCAGGAUGAGCAGCCAUCGCAGCCAUCGCAGGCAUCGCAGUCGGCGCAGCCAACGCAGUCGACCACUGCGGAGCCAGCUGCCAGCGUGGAGAGCGUGGUGACCAGCCAGCCGCGUGCCCACUUCACGAGCAGCCAUCACCAUUACCAUCUGCCGCACCAGUUCCAGCAUCCGCACCAUCAGAACCACCACACGCACAGUGUCCGUGUGCCCACGCCCACGGUGCCGAGCAGCUAUACGCCGGCCACGGACCCGGAUGCCCGCUCGCCGAGCAACCUGCGACGGGCUGCGGCGCCAGCGGCGCCAGCGGCGAGCAGCACGCUGUCGGCGACGUCCAGCGAUGCUGGGCACGUGACGGUAUCCGUGUCGCCGGGCCGCAUGUCUGCACGCUCCUCGCAGCAUCACGUCACCAUCGAUGAGUCCAACUUGCCCACCAAGUGCAACACGGAGCGUGCCGGGCCCAGCGGCCUGAUACUCGUCGGCGGCGAAGGGGACGGCGAUGAGAAUGCCGGACCCGGCGGCGACAGCUCGGAGCCGCCCUCCUCGCCGGGCAGCAGCUCCCAGUGCCAGGAUCGCCAGAGCGGCCAACUGGCCCUCAUGUAUCAUUCGCAUCAGCUGACCAACUAUCCGGUGAUGCCGGCCAUCAAGCGCACGCACCGCCCCUCCUUUGUCUAUCCACCAAUGCCGCGCGUCAAGGCCGGCGAUGCUCUGGCCACACUUUUCUCGGCUCUCUACGGCAAGCUGCUCGUGGUCAUGGGCGUGGCCUUUCCCAUGGCUGAAGUUAUUUCCACCUACAUACCGCCAUCGUUUUAUGAAGUUUACUAUUUGUAUUUGUAUAUUGGAAGCAUGAUCUUUUUGCUGUUCAUGUACGCCACGCUGCUCUGGGGACGACCCAAGCUGCCGGUGCCCGUGGCCACCUCGCCGAGCAAGACCACGUCCAAGGUGAACGCCUCGGACAGCAUGGACGAAUCGGACACGGACAGCACCACGACGCGGCGCCGCAUCCAGCCGGCCAUGCCGGCGCGUCGUCCGUCGCUGCUGUCGCCGCUCGGACGGCAGCAUCACUACGGCAGCUUCUACUUGCGCAUGGGGGCAGUGGCAUUCGGCAUUGGCAGCAUGAUCUAUUCGGGCCUGGAGUUUGGCCAGUACUUCGAGCUGAAUCCGGACACCAAGUGCCACAAUGUGCUGCUCGCACUGACGCCAGCGACGCGCAUGGCCUUCAUCUUCAUUCAGAUGUACUUCAUAUUCCUGAACAACGAACAGAUCAAGGUGUACCGCUACAAGAUCAUCGCUCGGUUCGGCCUGAUGCACAUGAUCGGCACCAAUCUGGCCGUCUGGCUGAACGUGCUGAUCCAGGAGACAAAGCACGAGAUACUCACCUUCUACAAUCCCGAAAAUCGCACGCUUCGCAUCUCGCAUCGCAUUCCGGGACACUCGCGCGGACACGCUGUCAUCGCCCACGAUCCGACGGCCCAUUUGCGUGUGCCGCGCGGCCUGAAGGGCCCCUACCAGAUCUUCGAGUGCCGGCGCACCAACAUCAUCGGCACCCUCGUGCAGGACGCCUCGCCCUUCCUCUUCCCCUGCACCAUCGAGUACUCGCUGAUCUGCGCGGCCAUCCUGUACGUGAUGUGGCGCAGCAUUUCACGCCCACAGACGCCGACGCCCCAGCGACCGGACAUGAUUAGCUCGCCGAUGAAGCGCUCGCCCCACCACUACUCCGUGGACUGUGCCCGGGCCCACAAGGGCCUAUUCGUGGGCAUACUCAUCCUGGUGCUGACCAUCAUCUCGCUGAUCAUCUUCUUUGUGCUGAUCUCGCGGCCGGAGUUCGUGGCGCUGGCUGUCACCGAGGUGACCAUCUGCGAGCUGCUCAUCUACGGCACGGCGACCAUAGCCACGCUGGUGGGCAUGAUCCAGAUACGGCACUUGCAGUACGACGCCUAUCGCAGCUUCUCCCUGGACGACAUCCUGCUGGUGGGCGCGCAGACGGGCUCGUUUCUGUACAACAUCUUCACCGUCAUUGCCGGACACUUUACGCUGCGCAGCGACGACAUGCUGGUGCCCAUCAAUGCACUGGCCUCCAUAGUGCAGACCGCCUGCCAGACGAUGUUCAUCCUGGACGCCAGCCGGCGGCAGGCCGUCAGCCCGGAGCACAUACGCAAAAAACCCGGCCGCGAGAUAGUCACGUUCAUGCUGGUGGUGAAUCUGGCCAUGUGGGCCAUCAGCACGCUGGAGAAGUCGCGCGCCGAGUCGCAUCCCAUACAGCUGAACUUCUACGGACUGUGGGCCUGGACCAUUAUCACGCACGUGUCGAUGCCGUUGGCCAUAUUCUAUCGGUUCCACUCGACCGUCUGCCUGUGCGAGAUCUGGAAGCGGGCCUACAAGCUAAAGCCGACGUACAUGUGA